AUGAGCAAUUUGCACUGGUGUCUGCCAGAUUCUGGGUUGCCCCGUGGGGACGGGGUUCUCUUGACAGCUGGAAGACUCAGAGCCAGUGGAACGUGGCUGCGGGGAACCGUAGACAGCCGGAGGGUCCGUUGUGUGACGACCCCUCUGACAGAACCCAAGUCUUCAGGGGAAAGUGUCGUUUGUGUUCUGCAGCGGGACUUGCGGCUUCAAGACAACUGGGCGUUGCUAUUUGCACAGGAUGCUGCUUUAUCUCUCGAGAAGCCAUUGCACGUGCUUCAUUUAGUAGCUCCGGGCUGCUCUUUCCAGCGCACCACUCGUCAUUUGCAAUUCCAUCUUCAAGGCGUUCAAGAACUCGCCGUCGGCCUCACAUCUCACAACAUCCCUUUUCACUGCUUCCCGCUGCUCUCUGCAGAAGCUUCCGCUGCUGCAGCAGAAGCAACGGACCGGUUGAAGCGCGCUCUUCAGCAGCUGAACCCACGACUUGUAGUCUGCGACUUGAUGCCGCUGAGAUUGCCGGCGGCGUUUGUGAAGGAGCUGGGAUUUGUUUGCAAGGAGGUGAUGCGGUGUCCUCUGUAUCAAACGGACGCCCAUAACGUCUACGCGGCGCGGACAUUUCGCCCUCGUGUGAUGUCCCUCUUAGAGGAAUUUGGUUGCGACUUUCCGGAGUUACAGCGGCACCCCCAUACGAGCAGCGCGUUGCAGGGGGGCAUCGCCAACAUCCUCCAGCAGCAGCCACAAGUGGACGAGGCAGUGCAGCUGCCUCCGCAAUGGGUGCCGGGGGCUGCCGGGGGCUUCGCCGCCCUCAAGGCAUUCUGCUCGCAGCAGCGCCUGGCUGCCUACCCCUCACGGAACAAUCCACUGCUGAACACACAAAGUGGGCUCUCCCCCUGGCUGCACUUCGGGCAGAUCGCAGCGCAGCGUUGCUUGUUAGCUGUUCGUGCACUGGGGCCUGCAACGAAGAUUGGGGCGGCGGCGGCAGCAGGGAGAGAAUCCUUCAUUGAAGAGCUUGUGGUGCGGCGGGAAUUAGCAGAGAAUUUCACCUUUUACAACGGCGCCUACGACAAGAUUGAAGGGGCCCCCAGGUGGGCGCAAGAGACUCUGGAGGCGCACCGAGGCGACAAGAGGGAGUACGUGUACUCCCUCGCACAGUUUGAAGCAGCUAAGACCCAUGACGUUCUCUGGAACGCCGCGCAGCUGCAGCUCGUUCACGUUGGGAAGAUGCACGGCUUUCUGCGCAUGUAUUGGGCUAAGAAGAUACUGGAGUGGAGCCCGUCAGCCCAGGAGGCACUAUCGGCGGCUCUGCAUUUAAAUGAUAAGUUUUCGCUGGAUGGAACAGACCCCAACGGCAUCGUCGGGUGCAUGUGGAGUGUGGCAGGAGUACACGAUCAAGGUUGGGCAGAGCGGCCCGUCUUUGGAAAAAUCCGCUAUAUGAACUUAUCAGGCUGCAGGCGCAAGUUCCCUGUAGACGAGUUCGUGCAGAAGGUUCAAGCAAGCACUCGUAAACUAGUAAAGGAAACACACCCGAAAACCAGGAACAAACAAAAGGAACCGACCGCAAGAGUAAAUGCCACUCUUGCGCUCCAACCGUCCCCCAACAAAUCCACUAAAAAGGAGAAGCGACAAUAA
Molecule: messenger RNA, 1626 nt
Organism: Eimeria maxima
Lineage: Eukaryota; Apicomplexa; Conoidasida; Eucoccidiorida; Eimeriidae
Product: DNA photolyase, putative
Exons: 5
Coding region: 1-1626 (541 amino acids)
Biological process (GO): photoreactive repair
Molecular function (GO): deoxyribodipyrimidine photo-lyase activity
Source: RefSeq, a predicted model, not a curated record